UCUCCUUCCACUCUGUCUUUCUAGUAGACGUGGAAUUACAAAAAGGAAAAAAAGUAACCAUUAGUUAAAAACCAUUCGUUACCCAUCUGAAUAAUAAUCGUAAAUAAAGACAUGACAUGCCAUAAAGUGUAUUUGAGUCACAUGUAAGUGGAAAUAAAUUGUGAAUUUGGAUAUUCUUCAUCGGAAGCUUUACAGAGAGAAGUGAAGAUCUCCCCGUGUGGAUGUGUAUUUGGCAACAGUGACUGUCUGGUUUUGGAAUAUAUCCUCAGCCCUGACGGGGGUGCCAUGGCCCCUUUCGGUGGGAGACUGUCCAAUGCCGGGGGUUCUCCAGGGAAGGGUCUGUUCUAGGGACCUCUGGGUGUUUGGCAGAAGGCAAUCCUGGUUUUUUGAGGACUGAAAGUGAUUGCCUAGCAAUGCAGGUCUCAGCUUUGUUUCUUCUGCUGCUCUGCUGUGGCACUAUACAGCAGCUUACCUUAGUGUUGGGUGAUCCUACAGCUGCUAAACUGCACUGUCAAGCCGACAACUCCACCACCCUGCGGGAUCCAGAUACACAGGGUGAUUCCUGUGAACUUACUGAAGAGGCUCUGGAAAUACCUUGGAAUAGAGUAUCACCCAUACAAAGUGAUUCUUCAGGGCAAAAGAUAGUACAGCUUGGUCAAAGACACAGGCCAGCAAAGCUAGAUUUAACAGCAAAGGCCAACAACCAAAGAAAAGAGGGACCAUAUCAUUCAUCUCCCAAGAAACAAAUCAUAACGAGUAAAAAGUCAGCACCAGCCAAGAUCAAGUCUGGACAGGAACCCAGACCAAAGAAGAUCACUGCAACAGCACAUUUAGAUAAGCCAAUGGCACCAAACAAGAGAAGAGGGAAGAAUGACACAUCUCUGUCAGCAGAGGAUACAGUGCUGCCAGGGGAUAAAAUAAACAACAAUAAAGGAAAUGGUCUGGAAAAGGCUGGAGUACAUGAUGCUUCCAUGGUGAUAGGAUUCACAGAGACAGCAAAGACGGACACACUUUCAGAACCAAUAGCUCUGCUUGAAUCUUCAUCGCCUGCGAUAACAGAUGAUGAAGGUGGCCGAGAAGAGCUCACAAGCUUAACAUCGUCUUCAAAAUGGAGUCAUCUCUUCUUCCCAAACACAACACAUGAGGCAACGUCAGGGAAUGUGAUAAAAGGCACUGCUUCAAUAGGUGUAACAGUGGACAGCCUACGUCUAAAUGCUACAGGAAAAGCCGUUAAUUUUACAGGAAAUACUGAACAGUCAGGGAGCGUCACAGAAGUGACACUGACAAUAACAGGCAGGCCUCCUGAGCCAAGACAUCUCAGAAAAUCUGUGGACCCAAAGAUAAACCAUAUGGAAAUUAUGAUUAAGCAGACAGCUCCUCCAACCUCUUCUGUCUCUUCCACAGAGAACAGCACUGCAGUGACAACGUUGGAGUCAGAACUGUCAGGGGGACAAAUUAAGUUGGAAAUUCAGUCUGGGCUAAUGGACUCUAAAAUGAUGAAUAACUCACAGUUUGCUGCUCUGCCGGGUGACAUCACGGACAAUCUCACAGGGCCAGAUGUGUCACGUGGAAAGCCUGAGAAAAUGGAUUUAACUAUGCAGAGACCAGCUCGUCAAAACCAGUCUGCUACGUCAGAAAAAUGGACAGCCAAAAGUCCUUUGGACCGGGAACUAAUUGGAAAUACAACCAUUAAUAAUUUGAGAGUGAAUGAAGAAAUGGAAACUGCUGCACCUCUAGUACUGCCAGGGAUGCAGAAAACAUUGCUUGUAAAUCCAGCAAUUCAUAGACCACCAACAAACAUUUCAAAGUUGACAGAUAAGGACAAAGCGACUACAACCAAAGCAAGAGGGACAGAUGCAGGGGACAGCAAAAUGACACACCAAGGCAAACCAGAAGUAACCACGACUGAGAUCCUGGAAGGCAAACUUCAACCAACGCCCGCCCACAGGGGCAGAGGUCCAGCCAACACGGAGAGCCCAAGAGGCCCACGGGGUCAUAGGGGCCCUCCUGGAUUGCUUGGGCCACCUGGGCCAAAAGGAGAUAAAGGUUAUGCUGGGCCCACAGGGCGCACGGGGCCACCAGGGUACCCCGGUGCCUAUGGUCCACCUGGUAUGCCUGCCAUUGUGGUGUGGAAAACAUCUGAGGAGGAAUGGGUGAAGUUCAAGAAAAAGAAAAUAUACAAAAAGCUUAUUUCCACUUGGCCGAGACGGAAGGGGCCACAAGGACCAUAUGGACUCCAAGGUGAUCCAGGGCCAUCCGGGCCCCCAGGGAUACCUGGGAAGAUUGGGAGGAAGGGAGAACGAGGGAGAAUCGGUGACCCAGGGCCCCCGGGGUUGCCGGGUCCCCCAGGUAGACCGGGACAAGAUGGUUACCCUGGAGGUGACGCAUCCAGCGGUGCACCAGGACCACCUGGGGAGCAGGGCCCUCAGGGCUACAAGGGAGAGAUGGGCAACAAAGGGGAGCUGGGUGAGUGGGGUUAUCAAGGGGAAAUAGGCCCUCAGGGAGCCAGGGGCCCAAAGGGUGACAAGGGAAAUAAAGGUGUCAGGGGACCGAUUGGGAUUACAGGGUACAUUGGAGUGCCGGGAGCAAGAGGACCACAGGGAUUUGUGGGGCCAACUGGACCCCCUGGGGACAUUGGAGCACCUGGGUUCUCAGGACUACCAGGGCCCAAUGGAAUCGUGGGUCCAAAAGGAAUGAAAGGGGUCCCAGGAGUUAACGGGCCACCCGGCCAGCCAGGAUCUAUUGGCCUGAGGGGGCCCCUUGGCCAACAUGGGGAGCCUGGCCCUGAUGGCAUCAUUGGGUUUCCUGGAGUCCGUGGGCCACAGGGAAAACCAGGCAGGGACGGACCUCCAGGUCCCAAAGGGGAUCCAGGGCAGCUGGGUAUCGAGGGUGAGAUAGGUGAGCCGGGACUCUCUGGACCAAACGGAGCCAAUGGAAAUCCAGGAAAAACUGGACCCUCAGGUGAUCCAGGGCCCAAUGCUGAAAGGGGUGAUAAGGGUGAACCUGGGCUCAAUGGAGACCAGGGACCCCCUGGUCCUCGAGGAAGUAAGGGAUUCAAAGGCAGAGGGGGGCCAUCGGGCCUUCAGGGUGAAGGAGGACCGAGAGGCCCUCCAGGAUCUCAAGGCCCCACAGGUCAUGAUGGGAUAAUGGGAGAGAUGGGCAAACAAGGGAAAGAAGGGCUAAAGGGUGCCAGAGGCCCCCCUGGUGCACAAGGACCUAUUGGGCCAAGAGGAAUGAAGGGUCAUGCUGGUCGUGGAGGAUUUGUUGGUUUGCCAGGCCCUAUGGGAGGGAUGGGGAAAUUGGGAGAGCAAGGACCUGAAGGAGAACCUGGGUAGGCCAGGAAUUGCAGGGGUAACUGGACCUCAAGGUCUUAAGG
Molecule: messenger RNA, 3376 nt
Organism: Anguilla rostrata (American eel)
Lineage: Eukaryota; Metazoa; Chordata; Actinopteri; Anguilliformes; Anguillidae
Product: collagen alpha-1(III) chain-like
Exons: 28
Coding region: 414-3335 (973 amino acids)
Biological process (GO): extracellular matrix organization
Molecular function (GO): extracellular matrix structural constituent conferring tensile strength
Source: RefSeq, a predicted model, not a curated record